UACUUUCAGCCAAAGCAGCCUGGCCCCUCUCUUCGCGCGACCGCGUCUCAUCUCCACACCUCACCCCCUCCCUCUAGAAUCCUCUCCAGAACCAUCCAUCCUCGCUCCGUCUAGCCACACUCGUGCCCACGGCCGUCCGACGGGCUCCGAUGUCUGUCUCGCUCUCUCGGUCGGCAUCGUUCUGCUCCCAUUCGACAUCGCCGUCGUGCUCGCCAUCACCGAGAAAGCAGCUGCGCACCCCUUCGUCUGUAAGAUACGCAAGGUCGCAACAGGCUGCAGCUAGUGGCAGCGCCAUCAUCCCGCGGACAUCGUCGGCCUCACCACUCCCAUUCCUUGCCUCUGUCGACGACAAGUAUCCAACAUCAGCGCCUGCACACGCAAAGGACAAGGCGCGCAGUCAUCGACCGGACGCACAGGAUGACAAGAUGAGCGCGUCGUCCACAGCGACGCCUGCGUCUUCAAGCAAAUAUGUUCUCGACGACGGCACUUGGACUCGGCGGCGUGGUACGACAGCAGAGCAGAGACUUGACAGCGACAGUGGUACCGACCUCGACGAUGAGGACGCCGACCAACCUCCAAACCUAUCGCCACUCGAUUCCGUCCUCGAUCGCGUCCAGGUUCAGCCCAGCGGUGACACAAACAAAGCCAACUCAGCCUUUGUCGCUGUUCUUGGCGACGCCCCAUCGACAUCCUCCUCGUCCUCGUCGCUCAGGCCGAGGAAUCAACACCUGUCGAAGGCCGCCGACUUGCCACGGAGCUUUGAAACGCACGUUAGCAUGACACCACCGGCGCGUUUUGGCACUCACAACGAUUCGCCCUUUACCUCAUUUGCGCCUGGCUUGCCGGUCGCUCCCGUUACCGAGGUCAAGCGCCAACAGCGAAACGGAAGCAAUAUCCCUCGGUCUCGUGCCUUUGGUCCAUUUGCGCCGCUUGAUUCGCUGGAUGCUGGCCAAGGCGUCGAGGAGGAGGAGCACAGCCUGGCGGACGUGGGCACUUCCAUGAUGGGACACUGGCGAGCCAAAACAGAUGGAGAGGCAGAAAAGCGAAAGAGAGGCCAGGUGCCCACUUUCUUGAACCUCAACAAGGAGCGUCAACGAGGUGUGACCAUGGGCUCGACGAGCCAGAUGGACGUUGACUCAGAGAAUGACGACUUGCCUCCUCCCUCGCCUUCGCCAAUGGGUGACUUGGCGUUUCCACGGCAGAGCGAUUCAGGGGCAAGCUCAGAGGACGAUGAAGUGGAUGAAAUGAUGCUCAAACCCGGUGCUAGGACGCCAGCUACUGCCUUUAAGCGCAUGGGCGGCAGUCGGAGCAAGUCGGCCUUUCUGCCUCAAGAGCAACAACUGCAGCUCACGUCUCAACUGCCCGGCCUCGGUGGCGAAGUGCCUGUACGGUCACUGACGACAUCGUCGAUCAGAAUGUCCUCCUCCUCAUCGUCUGUGGGCUCAAAUUUGACGAUUGCCGCCUCGCCCUCCAACGCGUCCAGCCUAGGUCAACAGCAGACCAAGACACCCAUCAAGAGGCGCGCUGGAAACUCGUCAUCGGGGUCGAGAAGUCGUGUGCCGUCAACGUCAUCUCCGGUCCAGGACAUGUGGGCACAAGGCCGUGAUAUGAGCGAUGAGCGCAUCGCAGGUACAGCCACUCUCUUUGGGUUUGCGGGGCAGCCCAGCAGUAGCCCGGCGCGGCAGACGAGCCGGGAGAACAAGCGCAGGUCGACUGGCUCUCUCCAUCCGACACCACCAGGUAGUCGCCUGUUUGCUCGCGAUGCCUCUUCACCGCCACAAGUCAAGCGCAACUCUCUCACUCCCUCAGCUCCGAAUCUGGCUCUGCUACGGCGACACCUCGAUUCGACGCCGCAGGAAAGGGAUAAUAACGACAGCCCUAGGUCCGAACUUGGCUUUGACGACAGCGGUGUCGCUUUCGACACUCCAGGCCCGUCCAAGGACGCUGCGCCACAGUCGGCGGCAGCAGUGGAGCGCUUGCUGGGCAAACGACUUGGACUUAAGGGCACCCUCAGUCGCAAGUCGCCAUCUCUCGACAGCCUCUCUUCACCAUCCAAGGAGGCUGCCAUGCGGCAGAGUCAGCGUCAUCCCUUCAGCGUCAAGGAGCGAUCGGCGCUCGCAAACGAGACGAGACUCAGCGAUGCAGGGUCUUCCGCGGCCAGCUCGCCCGACUUUCUCAGACGCUCAGGAAAGACGAGCAGCGUGCCCGAGGGGCUUGCGAGCCCGGCGAGACACAUCAGCCAGGGCCGCUCCUCGGCUUCGGCAUCAUCGCUGGCAGUGGCAGAGGCUUCGGCGCCAUACAUGACGCCCCAGACGUACAAGAACGUCAAGCCCUUACAGACGGCAUUCAUGUCGACUGGACUCGUCUCGAAGCGAAACCGACCCUCGUUGGCGCCAGGGACUGUCGAUCCUGCCACAGGCGAGACGGUGCCACCUCUACCGCCCAAGCCAAACUUCAACCCAACGAUGCCGAGCCAGUCUGCCUUGGGCCUUCGCGAGGUGGUGGCAGCUGCCAACGCCCAGAAGGAAAUGGCAGGGGCCUCCCACACGAUGCCCGACACGCCCAUCAAGCGUCCAGGGUUCCCCGCCACCCUUGGUGUGACUCCAGCUGCGAGAUCGCCGCUCGCGUCUAUCUCGCCUGCGCACGACAGCGUCGGAUCCAACAGUGGCGGUGAAGAGUCACCACCCCUCGGCGACUCCUGCGACAGUCCCACCUUGAAUCUCGUGUCCAUGUCGGCCUCGCCUUGGGGGCCCGCUUACCGAGCGCGGUCCCGCUCGCCCUUUUCCAUUGCAGCUACGCAAGACGGCUUCGCCUCACAUGGAGCCCCUGAGCCUCAAGACAGCCAAGCUCCGAGCCCUUUGCAGGGGAGUGCUUCCCGCAAGGGCAAGACUCGAUCUAGCACCUCGCAGCUCAAGUCUGGUGGCAAGAGUCCCAAGGCCGACAGCAAGAGUCCCUCGCCCAGCAGCUCUCGACGACUGGCCCCGGACACCCUAUCGAGGCCGAUGCCUCUGCGCACCAAGUCCAACAACAGCAACAAUCCGCAGAGGCCGGCUCUUGGCCUGCAGCGCAAGAGCUCUUUUGGACCGCUCGGCAACGGCGAGCCCCAUGCAUUGCCUCUGCAGCUCAUCAAUAGCCCCACCUUUGGAUGCGAUUUCAUCCCGUCGACGCCGACGCGCAACUCGACCAACAUCAAGUGGUUUGAGGCAACCCAGAUUGUCACGACUCCCUCGCCUUCGUCGAGGCGCCAAUCGGCCGAAGUUCAUGCGGCUCGACGGAGCAGCUGGCAGAGCAACACGAGCAAGCUUCGCCAUGGCUCUCAAGAAUCGACACCCAUCAGCAAGCCUGUGCGGCCGUCACUGAUGAAGUUUGCGGUAACCAAAGCCUCGUACUUUGACACGAAGUUUACUGUCAUUUCCGUACUUGGUUCGGGCGAAUUCAGCGAGGCAGUCAAGGUCGAGGACAAGGAGACGCACAACGUCUACGCCGUCAAGAGAAUGAAGAAGCCGCUUGCAGGGACGCGCGAUCGACUGCGGAGGCUCGAGGAGGUCGACGUGCUCCGUCAUCUCGGUCGAGACGGAGGACAUCCCCACAUCAUCUCGCUCGCCGAUGCAUGGGAAGAGUCUUUCCACCUCUAUGUGCAGACGGAACUCUGCUCGCUGGGAACACUGAGCUUCUUUCUCAAUUACUAUGGCGAACACGAGGGCCAGCUGGACGAACCUCGGCUGUGGAAGAUCUUUGCCGAGCUUGCUUCUGGCGUUGCCCACAUUCAUCAAAACGGCGUCAUUCACCUGGACCUCAAGCCUGCCAACAUCUUCAUCACCGAGAUUGGCUCGCUCAAGAUUGGCGACUUUGGCAUGGCUACGCGCUGGCCACGACAGAGCUCCGAAGCCAUCAUCGAAGGUGCCGCCGUCGAGCUGAGCGGACCGCUGGACGAGGUGUUGCCGACGGCAAAGAGCCUCGAGAGGGAGGGUGACCGCGAGUACCUGGCACCCGAGGUCAUGUUCAACGGGCGCUACGACCGUCCCGCCGACAUUUUCAGCCUUGGGCUCGUCAUGCUCGAGGCAGCUGGCAACGUCUUCCUGCCUGACAACGGAGAGCCGUGGCAGAAGCUUAGAAGCGACGACCUGUCUGACGUCGACUUGAGUCAGUACUCUGUGUCGCUCGUGCGCUUGAUUCGCGCGUGCCUCAACCCUGAUCCGACCAAGCGACCGACAAUUGAGGCCAUCCUCGCCCAUCCUGUCUUCUCCGCCGUCAAGGCCAGAGUGGAGAUGGGACUGCAGACGUGGGAGCUGGACCAGCUCCCCAACGCCGACAACUUCUUUGGGAAUGAUUCGAGCGAUGCCGAGAUGACGGACUCGGAGGACCAUGGGGACGAGUACGAGGUGGUGCCCAAGACUCCAACUGCGCCUAUGAUGGAGCGAGGAUCGUCUGGCACAUCGUCCAAGUCUUCCACCUCUUCUGCCCUGGGUCUUAGCGGCGUGCCAGGCGAGCAGGUGUGCAAGUUUAGGGGUGCCUUGAUCCAGGAGACCGACGACUUUCUGCGCGAGAUUCUCGCAUACGAGCCCGACGUCGAGGCUCGCCAGCUCUUCAACCACAGCCUGCCGACGAUCAAGAUUGUCGGGCUGGGAUUCGAGCACGACGACAACGACCGACACCAUCACCCGAUGGAUCUAGACCAAGAUGAUGAAGUAGAAGAUGUCUUUGUACCAUGAAGCCCCAUUUCCCCCCUGCUUCUUCUCUUUCUAUACGCUGGCCUUCUAUCAUCCAUCCUUCCUGCUAGACAAUUUAUCUUGAGCGGUGUCCCACUUCAAUCGUAUCGAU
This is a messenger RNA of Acaromyces ingoldii, 4821 nucleotides long. RefSeq lists its product as hypothetical. Gene Ontology annotation, biological process: protein phosphorylation. Gene Ontology annotation, molecular function: ATP binding; protein kinase activity. The transcript has a single exon. The coding region runs from base 150 to 4712 and encodes 1520 amino acids. The record is from RefSeq and is a predicted model, not a curated record. NCBI's taxonomy places the organism in Eukaryota, Fungi, Basidiomycota, Exobasidiomycetes, Exobasidiales, Cryptobasidiaceae.